CCAACAAGGCUGCUCAUGGUUCCUUGUUUCUACUUCAUGUCCAAUUCAAAACAUUACCGUCCAGUGAUAAUCUGCUCCUCGCAAUGGCCGGGCGAAUCCAUCCACCUUCCUAAUCCGACCUUGUCACUCCGUUGCCGAUCAAAUCACCUGCAAUCAUAUCGCAACCAAACGCAUGACGCAGAAAGCUUUUUUGAUGCUGCAAUCUUAUGUGGCGAGCAAGUAUGCCGAAUGAACCUGUUCAUCUACCCUCCAAGAAAAACCAAGACAUUCCAAGACAUCCAAGAGAUUCCCCACUCUAUAUGCGCUGAAGAAGCUUUGGAGAUCGAGCUUGGUCCUGCGCCUUCAUGA
Periconia digitata is the source of this 348-nucleotide messenger RNA. The record is from the annotation of a GenBank genome assembly. NCBI's taxonomy places the organism in Eukaryota, Fungi, Ascomycota, Dothideomycetes, Pleosporales, Periconiaceae.